This is a messenger RNA of Sclerotinia sclerotiorum 1980 UF-70, 315 nucleotides long. RefSeq lists its product with no specific name. The coding region runs from base 1 to 315 and encodes 104 amino acids. Lineage: Eukaryota; Fungi; Ascomycota; Leotiomycetes; Helotiales; Sclerotiniaceae. The record is from RefSeq and is a predicted model, not a curated record. The transcript has 2 exons.
AUGCCUUCUGGAGUUCUCCCCUUUGACUCCUCUGUUAACAAUUUAGAAGACUCCAGGCUUGGUCUCGUUUUUCGUGAUAGUAAUGGCAAACUAAGCGCUUGCGCGCAAGGGGUCUUUGACUACGCCUUGGAGAUUUCAUCCCGGAAGGCCUCGCUAGGCCGGAACUGCAGUUAUGUGAGCCGAUUAUCUAGCAAUAGACUAUAUUUGUUGCUAGAGAAUGCGGAGGGCAGAGCAUCAUUUUACGGGCAGGAGAUCGGCUCCGUACUGGCUGACAUGUCUUGGGCAAGAAGAGAUUCAGGGAUUCAUCACCGCUAA